Egretta garzetta (little egret) is the source of this 4638-nucleotide messenger RNA. It is a transcript of the gene S1PR3, whose product is annotated as sphingosine-1-phosphate receptor 3. Gene Ontology annotation, molecular function: sphingosine-1-phosphate receptor activity. The record is from RefSeq and is a predicted model, not a curated record. Lineage: Eukaryota; Metazoa; Chordata; Aves; Pelecaniformes; Ardeidae. Gene Ontology annotation, biological process: G protein-coupled receptor signaling pathway. The transcript has a single exon. Gene Ontology annotation, cellular component: membrane. The coding region runs from base 424 to 1569 and encodes 381 amino acids.
GAGCAGUUCUCCACAUUGCCUUCCUAUUUUUGCAGUAGAGUUGCAUCUGUGUGAAGCAUGACCAAUGGCUUACCCCUAGCUACCUUGAUAAGCAUGCAGCAGUGCUACACUGUGGUGCCCCAUUGCAGUCAGCAUCCCUCUCAGCUCCUGGGUGUAUGUAGCAGCUGGAGCACCCGCGUGAGCUGUGGGUGACAUGGGAAGACAGUGAGGUUUAUGUUGCAUUUGGUUGUUUUUUUUAUUUUCAGAGCCUGGUUUGCAAGCCACUCUACUGAAUUAAUAUGCGAGGCUUGCUGGAGCUGGGGAUACCCACCGCUUGCCCAGAGGAGUGCUUGGAGGAACGUGGAUUGAUCUCCCUCUUGUGGAAAAUUAUCGGAACUAAAUUCUCGUGAUACUAAACGGGGAAAGUCCGGCAUCGAUGAACAAAUGAUGGCAGCAGUUACAAUGCCACCUGAUGCUCUUGUUGGCGCUCAAGGAAAUGAAGAGAUGGACUCUCUGAUUGUACUGCAUUAUAAUUACACAGGAAAGCUUAUUUUAAGGGAAAAGGCAACUGAUAGCAUAGACUUGCCCACUAUUGCAUUUCUGAUCCUAUGUAGUUUCAUAGUCCUGGAAAACUUGAUGGUGUUGAUUGCCAUAUGGAAAAACAAUAAAUUUCACAACCGCAUGUACUUUUUUAUUGGCAAUCUAGCUCUCUGUGAUCUUUUAGCCGGCAUUGUUUACAAAGUCAACAUUCUUAUGUCUGGGAAGAAAACUCUGAGCUUGUCUUCCACAAUCUGGUUCAUUAGGGAAGGCAGUAUGUUUGUUGCCCUGGGAGCCUCCACUUUCAGCUUACUAGCAAUAGCUAUUGAGCGGCAUUUGACCAUGAUUAAAAUGAGGCCUUAUGAUGCAAAUAAAAGAUACAGAGUAUUCCUUCUCAUUGGUACCUGCUGGCUUAUUUCGAUUUCCCUGGGUGCCUUACCCAUCCUCGGCUGGAACUGUAUAAACAACUUACCAGAUUGCUCAACAAUUUUGCCUCUAUACUCCAAGAAGUAUGUUGUGUUCUGCAUUAGUAUCUUCAUCGCCAUUUUGGUUGCCAUUGUCAUCCUUUAUGCCCGUAUCUACAUCCUGGUGAAGUCCAGCAGUCGUAAUGUCACUAAUCACAACAACUCAGAGCGGUCCAUGGCACUCCUUAGAACUGUCGUGAUCGUUGUUAGUGUCUUCAUUGCCUGUUGGUCUCCGCUGUUCAUCCUGUUCCUCAUUGAUGUGGCCUGCAGAGUCAAGGAGUGCUCUAUCUUGUACAAAGCCAACUGGUUUAUUGCUUUGGCGGUCAUCAAUUCUGCAAUGAACCCCAUCAUCUACACUCUGGCCAGUAAGGAAAUGCGUCGGGCUUUCUUUCGCCUUGUUUGUGGCUGCCUGGUGAGAUCCAAGGUGGCCAGAGCCUUACCUAUUCAGCCCACGCCAGAUCACAGUCGAAGUAAAUCCAGCAGUAGCAAUACCCAAAAGCCAAAGGAAGAUUUUCCACCGAUUAAUGUUCCCUCGUGUAUCGCUGAGAAGAAUGAAUCCUCAUUUCACAACGGAAACUUCUGUAAAUAGAGGACUCUUCGAAACAAGUAAUUUUCUGUGGCUUUUAGAGUUAAACUACAAGUGUAGUUUAAGCAUUCAUGCACUUAAGUCACAGGGGAAAACACUAACCAGUUAUUUAACUUUAAGGACUUAUUUAUCAACAAUCAUUUGCUUUGGGUGUUCAUUCAGCAAUGCACCGUAUUCAGAAAAGACUUAACAUACUACCCAACAGUGAGGACAGAGUCCAUGCACAUCUAAUGACAUUGUGCACCACGGUGGUAUUGCAUGAUGAGGCUGCAUUUGGCACUGCCUGAUCUUGCAGGACAUCAAGAAAACCUGUUAGAAACCUCAGCAUUCACUGAACACUGCUGACGAUCAGAAAAUGAGCCUGAUUAUUGUGGACUGGGAGAAAAGCUCAUUACAUAUGUUGGUGUUUAUAGUUCUCUAUAUGUAUCUUGCUAUUAUGUUAAUGACCUUAUAUGGUAUAAAUAGCUGUAUAUUUGUACAAUUCCUUAUUAAAAAGUCAUCGUUUGGUAAAAGUUUACAAUAUGCUAAACGUAUUGCAGUAUACAGUGUAAGGUGACAAAUUAUACAAAUAGAUGUUUUUCAAUGGGGAUAUUUGAAAAUAUAUGAAGUAGUAGCUUUUAACUGACAGGAACUUUAACAUGUCAUAUCAAUGCAGUAUUUUUAUUUUUUCCACUGUUAGUCUGACUUUUCAUAGUUAGUGAAAGACAAUAUGACAGUUGUCACUGUGACAUUUCACAACUUAAUUUAAACAAGCAGUAGUAAAUAACCUUGUUGAGAGAGGCUAUAUGUUUGCUAUUUAAAGUAGUUAAAAUGUGACCCAACGAUACACGUGUAUCAAGUGUAUGUACUGUUUCAAUGCAUAUAUUUUUACUUACUAUUUCCAAUGUAUUUAAAAAUGUAUGUCAAACCUAUGUAAACCUGUGUACAUUGUGAAUGCACUACCUAAGCUGAGAUUCUUCAGUUCUGAAACAGAGACACAUCAUUUCAGAAAGCAAUGAACCACAGGCAAGACCCUGAGGAGUUCCUUCGUUUCUCUCCAGGCACUACCACAGCACAGGAUUGUGUUAGACAUUCUCCCUGGGACGAAGUCCAGCCAGUGGGACAAGAUCCCAUUUUCCUGGCAAUGGGACCCUACACUCCUACUGUCUCUGGGCACUUUUACGGAUACACGAGGGAAGAUGUGGUACAACAGGAUCAUGCUGAAGGGUGUAUCUCUAUUUACACCUGACCCUGCCUUGGAUCUCGAAUGAAAGCCUGUUUAGUUUGGAAGACCUUCCAACUUUCCUGAAGCCCCAGACUUACUCUUUUGAGAGGCUGUUCCAGAGAAACCUGUAUGAAAACAACUUUAUUGUUCAUCACUGCCUUACCAGCCUCAGUACAGGAUGCUGUUCAGCAACAGAGGGAUUCCCUGAGACCUAGAAUAGUUAAAACUUCAUAAACACCUGGUUUCAAGUCCCCAUGGAAGUGGCCCAUGGUACUUCCAUCAAUAGUACUUUAUGGCUGGAGGCUUCUGUGGAGGUUGACGGGAAAUUCUGAGCUUAGUUCCUGUUGUCUUUCAGUAAGAAUGUAAGCAUCUAACUUUAUUGGGCUCUUUCAAAGAUUUGUGUCUUAAUGUCUCAAACCACACCUUGCCUUACGCACAAUCAGAAGUAGUUGAGGCUUUUUUAAUACACAGCCUGAAAGAGCUCAUCCUUAGCUUUAUUCCAGUCUUAACCAUUUAAAGCAGCAGCAUUAGACUCUUCCCAAGUAUGUACAGUGUAUAAGUUGUGUAAUGCGUGUAGCAAAGGCCUUUAAAAUGUAGAGGUUUGCGUUGUGAUUAUCUUUUACAAGUUAACAGUCUGCUUGUGAAUGUUUUAUGCUGUUAGAAAAGUGUAAGAGCAAAGAAAAACUGUAUUUGAAUGAAAUAACUGUGAAAGAGAGUAGUAGAUAUGAAAUAAUUUCUGCCAAAACUGUUGAAAAGCAGUGCACUUGGAGAAGAAGAAAAAGCUAAACUAAGCUAAGCAUGGUAUCACUAUAGGAACUGCAAAUACAGGCUGGGUCAGCAGCUCUGUGGCUUUGUGAGAAAUAGACCUGGUGACAUUGCAUUGCCAUGGCUUGCUUAGGUUUUUAGAUCUUACAGUGCUAUUUGGCUGUAUAUUCAGAGUGGAAGUUCUCCCCUGAAGUUGUGUCUUUGAAAACUGCCAGCUAAAAUUUUUGUAACUUUUAAAUGUUAGUUCAUGACGUGGUGGCACAUGGCAGCAUUCUUUGCUGUGGUAGAGCAGAAAGGCCUUAGCAACACAACAGUUUGAGAAAACAUUGUGGCUGACCCCAUGCCAACUCCUGUGUCAAGGGUAUUACAUGAUUCUUGCUAGUUAGGUGAAAAAAAAAUAUUUUUAACAGUCAAAGACCAAGGACAUGCACAUAAAAGUGAGUUUUCGCAUCUGGAUUCUAGCCUUAGCUAUUGUCAGAAUUGAUGCAAGGUACAAGUUAAUGCAAGCAACUCCACUGUUGGAGGCCAUGUGAUUGUGUGUCAGUAUAAAAACCUUUCAGUCUACUUUGAUUUUCUUCUCUUAUUUUGGAGCUGUGGGGAUAUUUUGUUAGUUCACUACCCUGCUGUACCUGAAGCAGGCUCCUAAGGUUCAUGGGCUUUACAUGUAACACUGAUAAAUAUAAUUUGCAAAGUACUUAUGACUGGAGCAAAAACCAAACUGUUGUGGAGACAGUCUUCAGGGCGUACAUCCUACUGGGACAUAUUAGGUAAAGCACAGACUCUGCAAGAAUUCAGAGCAAAAUUUUAAAGUAGGACAAGUCAGGGGCUUAACAGCAGUGUGACAUAAACAGCCAGGAAGAUGUCCUAUCCCUGAAGCUGGAAAAAGACGGAGAAUAGCUUCUUUCACCAAAAAAUAUUAGACAAUUUCUUAAAUUACAUCCCAGAGUCCAAGUUUUUUAUCAUCUAGGCUGAUUUGAGCAUAAGAGAAACUGUAUCAUGUCUCUCUUUCCCAAUUGGUUUUACAUGGAGCAAAAGCUACAAAGGAGAGCAACAUUUCAUAUUAUUUCAUGAAUUGGAAUAUUUAUGUUGGUUUUGGAUUACAA